AUGCAGCUCAACACGUCAAAUGGCUCAGACAGCUCUGGGUUUAUCGAGCCGGACGUUCCUGACAAUGAUUCAGCGUAUUUCGGCUCGGAAAAGAGCUAUACCGAAAGCAUCACAUCAAGUGCUUUAAAUUAUCAAUAUGAGAACGGUCGCAGAUAUCACUCUUAUCACGAAGGAGAAUAUGUUCUUCCGAAUGAUGAGCAAGAGCAAGAUCGCCUUGAUCUGAGCCAUCAUAUUUAUUUAAUGCUUCUGAAAGGCGAACUACACAGAGCUCCAGUAAAAGACCCCCAAAGGGUGCUUGAUAUAGGAACAGGCACGGGGAUAUGGGCGAUUGACUUCGCAGAUGAAAAUCCCGGUGCUGAUGUUAUCGGAAUCGAUCUCAGCCCCAUUCAACCAUCAUGGGUACCAUCAAAUUGUCGCUUUCAAAUCGAUGACUUCGAAGAACCAUGGUCUUACAGACAUCCAUUCGACUACAUCCAUGGACGCGAGCUCGAGGGAGCCAUUCGCGAUCACGACAGACUAUUCCAACAGGCAUUCGAUAAUUUAACACCAAACGGAUGGUUCGAGAUGGCAUCAAUGGAAGUUAACACACAUUCAGAUGACGGUACCCACCUAAACGCAAGAUGUUUAGUAGAAAGUGUGAAAAAUCUUCAAGCCUCAUCAAUAAGCUUCGGGAAAGAUAUGAAUUCAGUGAGCACAUGGAAAGAGCGAUUUGAAAAUGUCGGCUUUGUCAAUGUCCGCGAAGAUGUAUACAAGCUACCCCAGAGUCCUUGGCCUAAAGACCCCAAGUUGAAGGAACUCGGACGAUAUCAUCAGCUCAACAUGCUUGAAGCAAUGCCACCUUACACAUUUGCGCUUUUUACUCGCGUGCUGGGGUGGACUCGUGCGGAGAUUGAAGCCAUAUUGGCGGGUGUGCGGUAUGAAUUGAAAGAUCUUUCUAAUCAUUUGUACUCGAGAGUACACAUAGUAUACGGACAAAAGCCGGCAUGA
Penicillium pulvis is the source of this 987-nucleotide messenger RNA. Its product is annotated as class I SAM-dependent methyltransferase. Gene Ontology annotation, molecular function: methyltransferase activity. The record is from RefSeq and is a predicted model, not a curated record. The coding region runs from base 1 to 987 and encodes 328 amino acids. The transcript is spliced from 11 exons. NCBI's taxonomy places the organism in Eukaryota, Fungi, Ascomycota, Eurotiomycetes, Eurotiales, Aspergillaceae.